AAUCUACCACCGUGAUUGAGUGUCGGAGGAGCUGAUUUUUCUGUUACUGCCACUCCUAACUUAUCUUAAAUUGAUUUUUGUUUAUUUCUUUCAAUCAUAUUCGCAAAUUUCUCUCCCCUUCCUUCCUACAAUGGCGGAAAACACCGACCCACCGCCAUUAACACCACCCGCUAAAGAUCUAAUCGCACUUCAUCUUCGCCGCGAACCUUUCGAGUAUGGCCUUCUUCCUAUCCCUAAACUCAUCUUCGCUGAUCCUUCCGUUACUCUUGGAUCUCUCAAAGAAAAGCUUCUUCAACACGCUUCUUCUUCUUCUUCUUCUGAUUCGCUUCGAGUCAACUCAUCCGCCAUUGCUGAUUCCCUUCAAAUCUCUCCCGAACAUUCUCGACUUGUUCUUGAUAUUCUAGCAUCUGUUCUUCAUUCCGAUUCCGAUCCUCUUGUUGUUGCCAAACCGGAAGAUGUAGAAUCUGUUGGAGUGAAUGUGUUUGAUUUGAUUUUGUUUCUGUAUAUUCAGUCUUAUAAAAGACUUCUUCCUAGAAGUCGUAAGGAUUCUGCUGCCGUUGGUGAUGUAUGGCCUUCUACUUCUGCUUUUGAUGGAUACUUGUCUGCUCUUUCUCCGCUUCAGCUUGUGCGCUGCAAUACUCGCAAAUUCAUGCCAUCGCAAGCAGAUGAAGAAGCUCAUCUGUUAUCCUACUUACAAAAGCACUUGGCAAAUAUUCUUACCCUUUUAGCUGAGCCAAUUGAAGGGGGAGGCGACGAAGCUCUGGUAUUACCCUUGGAAAGGUUUGAACAUCUCGGCUUUCUGAUUCAUUUUGGUGUGAAAGGAUCUGAAGCCAUAACAAUGAGCCAAGCGGCACCGUUUUUUGCAAAUUCAGACCCUGAUAUGCCUGCUGCACCUGUACCUGCAACUCAAGUUCAUGACUGGCUUUUGCAAAAAAUAGAUGAUGCUUUAGAACGUAUAGGUGAGAAGUCCCCUGCAAAGGAAAAUGGUCCAUCAAGUGGUUCUGAUAAUGACUUUGCUAUGGCUGAUGCUAAUACAAGUUCGGCUAAGGCUUCAACUAGUUCCAGAGGCUUGACCUUUAUUGAAGGGAUCUCUAAGUCUUCUUUUGUAAAGCAAGCAGCUGAAGUAGGCUCUUCACUUAAGGUGCUAAAUUGUCAUGACUCAGUUAUUUAUGUUUUAGCACCAUUGAGAUAUGCCACUAUAUAUGGCUGCUCUGAUGCAACCAUAGUUCUUGGAGCUGUUGGCAAGGCUUUAAGAGUGGAACAUUGCGAGCGAGUUCAUGUCAUCUCUGCAGCUAAACGAAUUUGUAUCGCCAACUGUCGUGAAUGCAUGUUUUUCUUGGGAGUCAAUCAACGUCCUCUUAUUGUUGGUGAUAACCAUAAGCUGCAGGUGGCACCAUACAAUACUUUUUAUCCACAGUUGGAGGAGCAUAUGUGUCAAGUUGGUGUUGAGCCCACCAUCAACUUGUGGAAUGAGCCUUUGGCACUGGGUGUGGUUGAUCCACAUGAUUCAUUAUCACAUCCGGCAGGAGUUUCGGAUGUUCAAACUGAGCCAGCUGCACUGGUGGAUCCUGAUCAAUUUACGAACUUUUUGAUUCCAAAUUGGUUUGGUGGUGAAGAUCUUGGAGCCACUAAAGGCAACCCGUUUUCUUUAUCUGAAGCUUAUAUGGCCUCUCAGCAAAAAAAUAAUACAAACCUCGGAGAGGUUAAGCAAGUCCUGCAAGAAACCCCGCUUGACGAGGGCAAGAAGCGAGAACUCUCAUGUGCACUUCACGUAUUAUUCAAAGAUUGGUUAUACGCUUCUGGGAAUAUUCGCCAACUAUAUUGCUUACAGGGAGACUAAUGCAUACUUGUGCUGCAAAAGCAUUUAUCGAGAUGGUGUGAAGAAUGUUCCUCCACUCUCGUCUUCAACUGGAAAUUCCCAUAUUUGUUCGAAAUCUUUCGAGUUGAUGAUAUAUGCAACUUGUAACCAGGCUUACAUAGUAGUCUGAUGUAUUUGCAUAAUUAUAAAAUAGCAUUAGGGCAGGGAACAUGUUUUGCACUAGGUUAAUCUCAUCCUUAAUUUUUCGUGUUAGAAAAACAUUUAGUUUUUGUAGUUUCACAAACUGUGAAAUUUGUUACUGAAGUUUGCUCUGUACUGAUUGCAUAUCUUAAUUUAUUCAAAUGAAGCAUUAUUCUUGUUU
Messenger RNA from Amaranthus tricolor (Joseph's coat), 2180 nucleotides. RefSeq lists its product as uncharacterized. Lineage: Eukaryota; Viridiplantae; Streptophyta; Magnoliopsida; Caryophyllales; Amaranthaceae. The transcript has 9 exons. The record is from RefSeq and is a predicted model, not a curated record. Bases 131 to 1840 code for a protein of 569 amino acids.